Solea solea (common sole) is the source of this 3677-nucleotide messenger RNA. RefSeq names its product protein phosphatase 3, catalytic subunit, gamma isozyme, b (gene ppp3ccb). Bases 490 to 2034 code for a protein of 514 amino acids. Gene Ontology annotation, biological process: calcineurin-mediated signaling. Gene Ontology annotation, cellular component: calcineurin complex; cytoplasm. Gene Ontology annotation, molecular function: calmodulin-dependent protein phosphatase activity; calmodulin binding. The transcript has 14 exons. Lineage: Eukaryota; Metazoa; Chordata; Actinopteri; Pleuronectiformes; Soleidae. The record is from RefSeq and is a predicted model, not a curated record.
AUCCGCUUGCGGCGGAUUAUUGUAAUCCGACAGAGGGUUUGGACGACACAUCGGAUCACGGAGGGAAAAAAAAGCAGCCCAGCGGCCUGUAACAGAUGCGGCUCGUCCGACAGUAGAGGGCUAAAGUUGGGAUAUGACCCGCCGCCCUGCUCGGUGUUCCCGCAGCCUGUGAUCGGCUGUGCCCGGACCGUUUCCUGGACUGUCCGUGCUCUGACAGCGGCUUGGCAUCACGGCACCGCGGAGAUUUAACCCGCUGGUUGAAGACGUCCCUCCUCCUUCUCCCUUCCCCCGCUAGGUUUAGGUCCAGCCCCGGCCCGGCUUGGCUCGGCUCGGCUUGGCUGUCCUGUUUGCGGAUCGAAGCAGUGCCGCCGCCGCUCGAACUCAAGUAGCUAGCGCGGCUAGCCUAGACCAGCUAGCUAGCUAGUUAGUCCGGAAUCGAUCAAGUUUAUUUGGGAUCGAUUGAAUAAUCGCAGCGCAGUGGGACGCAGAAUGUCAGCGAAGGACCAGAACAAACUCUCCACCGUCGAGAGACCCAUUAAAGCGGUGCCAUAUCCUCCAGGGACUCGCCUGACGGUCAAGGACCUGUACGUGGAUGGACGGCCCAGCGUGGAGAUACUGAAGGCUCACCUGGUGAAGGAGGGUCGGCUGGAGGAGGAGUCGGCUCUGCGGAUCAUCAACGAUGGCGCCGCCAUCCUGCGCCAGGAGAAAUGCAUGCUGGAAGUGGAGGCUCCCAUCACAGUGUGUGGUGAUGUCCACGGACAGUUCUUUGACCUGAUGAAGCUCUUCGAGGUGGGCGGGUCUCCCAGCACCACCCGCUACUUGUUCCUCGGGGACUACGUGGACCGAGGGUACUUCAGCAUCGAGUGUGUCCUGUACCUCUGGGCUCUGAAGAUCAACCAUCCCAACACCCUCUUCCUCCUCAGAGGAAACCACGAGUGCCGACACCUCACAGAGUAUUUCACCUUCAAACAGGAGUGUAAAAUAAAGUACUCUGAGCAGGUGUAUGACGCCUGUAUGGAGGCAUUUGACUGCCUCCCUCUGGCUGCUCUGCUCAACCAGCAGUUCCUGUGUGUACACGGCGGCCUGAGCCCUGAAGUCACCUGCCUGGACGACAUUCGGAAGCUCGACCGGUUUAAGGAGCCGCCUGCGUUCGGGCCGAUGUGUGACCUCCUGUGGUCGGACCCGGGUGAGGACUACGGCUCGGAAAAGACCCAGGAACAUUUCUGCCACAACAGUGUGAGAGGCUGCUCUUACUUCUACAGUUAUCAAGCAGUGUGUGACUUCCUGAUGAACAACAACCUGCUGUCUGUAAUACGAGCACACGAGGCCCAGGACGCGGGAUAUCGAAUGUACAGGAAGAGUCAGACGACGGGUUUCCCGUCUUUAAUCACCAUCUUUUCAGCUCCUAACUAUCUGGACGUGUACAAUAACAAAGCGGCGGUGCUCAAGUAUGAGAAUAAUGUGAUGAACAUCCGACAGUUUAACUGCUCCCCUCACCCAUACUGGCUGCCCAACUUCAUGGACGUCUUCACCUGGUCCCUGCCCUUCGUCGGAGAGAAAGUGACUGAGAUGCUGGUGAACGUGUUAAACAUCUGCUCUGACGACGAGCUGAUGUCAGAGGGAGACGACACGUGUGAAGGUGGCACUCCUGCUGUCAGGAAGGAGGUGAUCAGGAAUAAAAUCCGGGCGAUUGGAAAGAUGGCGCGCGUCUUCUCUGUGCUCAGAGAGGAGAAUGAGUGUGUGUUACAGCUGAAGGGUUUGACCCCGACAGGAACGCUGCCUAUGGGAGUUUUGUCCGGAGGUCGACAAACUCUGCAAAGCGCCACCGUAGAGGCAGAGGAGGCUCGAGCGAUUCAAGGUUUCAAACCUCAGCACAAGAUCCAGAGCUUCGAGGAAGCUCGAGGCCUCGACCGCAUCAACGAGCGGAUGCCGCCGCGCCGCGACAGCAAGCAGCAAGACUCCACCCCCUCCCUCAACAACCUGCCCGCCAGCACCGGACCCCCAGACAAGAACGGCACCAACGCACAGGCCUAGAUGCUCCUCCCCCUUUACCUCCCCCCUCUUCCUCCUCCUUCUUCUCCUCUUCCUUCCUCCUCCUCUUCCUCCCUCUACUCUCCUUUAAGAGCAGGAGAAGACGCCGUUCAGUCCGAGCGACUCGUCGCCAUUAAUUUAUUUCCUCAUCGAUUUAAAAGAGAAAGAAAAUCAUCGAUCAGACUGAACAGGAUCUAAAUCUCAUCGCACACGGAUCCAUUUCACAUCAGACGCCUGUUUUUUUUUUGGUUUAUUUGUUUGUUUUUGAGAAAGAGGAAGUGACGCUCACUGAAACACACACACACGUACAUGCACUCACUCACACUCACACACAAUCAAACACACGUCCUUUCUUAUGCCAAUGACAGUGUGAAUGAGAGUAUUGACGUUUAUCUGUACAUUUUACUUGUUCCAUCUUUUCAAUGUGAUCUCUUUUUCUUUCUUUCUUUUUUUUACAAACAUAGAUUUAGAUGUAAAGAUCGGGGGGAGUUAAAGGGUCAUUCCGCUUUACUGUAAGGUUUGUUGGAAGAGCAGGAAUCUCAACUUUGGCAGUCACUGACUAUUGAGUUGACUUUUUUCCGUUUUUUUGUACGAGUCAGUGAACUCACCAGAUAAACGUCCAAGAGGCGCAGUGAGGACAGUGAUUGUUGAUUAUUAUUAUUAUUAUUAUUAUUAUUAUUAUUAAUCAGAUUAUAAAGGGAAAAGUAUGUCACGCUUCCUGUCUGCUCACGUUUAGGCUCCGUAUCUCCUCAUUGUGACUAAACGUGAGAAGACAUCUUUACUUGACCGUCGUCAGCUCCUCCCUCACUCUGAUCGUCUCCAGUCGAGAACAGAAGAGGACAAAGUAAAAGUCCCAGCCCUUGUUUCGUCCCGAUAAUCAACAAAAAUUGUUGUUUAAUCGUGUUAAAUUGGACUUUUGUUGUGUAUUCGUACGCCAUCAGAGAGAGAGAGAGAGAGAUUUGAAUCCUGGUCAUGUCAUCCAUGAAUCCAGAUCAGAUUUAAUCAGAUUACCGUGUGUCCUUGUCUUCUUAGCACUUGUUUCGUCCCGAUAAUCGACAGAAAUCCAGUUUAAUUUCACUCUGUGCUAUAUUCGGGCGCCAUCAGAGAGAGUGAAAAUGAAUCCUGUUCACAUCAAUCAUGAAUCCAGAUCAGAUUUGAUCAGAUUCCUGCCUGUCCUCCACUCCCCCACAGUCUGCAUGUCUCCAGUCGAGACAAAUUAAAAGUCCCAGCACUUGUUUCGUCCCGAUAAUCAACAAAAAAAAUUGUUUUUUUCCUGCUAAAUUAAACAACGAAAGAGGAGUCUGUCCUCAGGUGUGUCCUCAGUGUUUACUGGUACGUUCACGAUCAGUCGGUUUCACCAAAGAGGAAUCGUCCUUUAACCUGAUGAUGAUGAUGAUGAUGAUGAUGAUGAUGAGGAGGAGGAGGUAGAGGAGGAACCCUGGUUGGUUUGAUGUAAUGAUUGGUUUCUUUUGGGGAGAAGGUGGGGGGAGUCUGUAAUUUCUGACUUCUGUCUGGGUCUUUGAACAUAUCACAGAAUGUACAGAAACUUUUUCUUCUUUUUUUUUUUUGUUUUUGUUGACUUCCUGUACGCGCGGCCUCAUUUAUGUCGAUGUUUUCACUCCAUUCAAAUAAAAACGGAGAAGUGA